AUGAGCAGGGUAGAGUCGACCGCGGGUCAAAAACCCACCAGCGUGGACCAAGGCGUCAUGGUGGGUGCUCUGCUCAUGAUGGCCACUAUCGCCCUAGCCAACAUGCGUAGCGGCACGCCAGUAUGGGGGUGGUACCUCUCCUCUACUGUUGUCCCACUCAUCAUAUCCUGGAACCUGCACAACAUCUUCGAGAUUUACGCCAACUUUGCAUACUUCAACAACGGCGACCAAACCCUCUUCACAUACUCUCGCCCGUUCGAGGCUGCGUUCCGUCCGUUGGUAGUGCAUCGUUUGCUGCCACCUGAAGCUUACACUGUUGCUCCUGUUAGUGACCCAUGGUGGAUUUUUACGACUGCCAGUCUCUUCUACAAUAUUCGCUAUCGCUACGAACUUGGUAUCGUCGACAUUAUUGUCGCCUCACCUCGCUUUGGUGUUCUGCUCUGCUCGAUGAUUGUCAGCAUCAUCUUUAUCGUCGUCGAUGUCCUCGCCUGCCUGACAGACGCCAUCAUCUUGGGUGACUUCAAGACUGACCUCGACAAGCUAAGAAGGCGCAGAAUGACUCGGAUUCUCCCUUUGAAUGCCAUGCCAGAACAGCCUAUGUGGACUUUUCGCAAUUUAGAAACGGAAAGGCCGAGCCCGUGGUCGAAGGCGCCCGAGGAGGAACCGCGAGUCUUGUUAGUGGAACAUUCCGAGGCUCAAAUCAGUGGGAGGGAGAUAGUGUAG
Clonostachys solani is the source of this 723-nucleotide messenger RNA. NCBI's taxonomy places the organism in Eukaryota, Fungi, Ascomycota, Sordariomycetes, Hypocreales, Bionectriaceae. The record is from the annotation of a GenBank genome assembly.